This is a messenger RNA of Chiloscyllium plagiosum (whitespotted bambooshark), 1492 nucleotides long. RefSeq lists its product as uncharacterized. The record is from RefSeq and is a predicted model, not a curated record. Gene Ontology annotation, biological process: regulation of transcription by RNA polymerase II. Lineage: Eukaryota; Metazoa; Chordata; Chondrichthyes; Orectolobiformes; Hemiscylliidae. Gene Ontology annotation, molecular function: RNA polymerase II cis-regulatory region sequence-specific DNA binding; DNA-binding transcription factor activity, RNA polymerase II-specific.
AUGAGGCGGCGCUGCGGGACGGAUGGGUCCGGCGUCGGAGGAGGGGGGGUCGGGGAGGCUUCGUGGGCAUCCCCUGCACGGCGCGAGCACAACAGAGCGGGUUUCUGUUUCCUUGUGCACGCGGAGUUGAAGGCCGACAGUUAACCGGAGGCUUUGGCGACGUCUAGGCCUCCGAGCGGGCGUCCGCCAUCUUUGGUUAAACUGAGAAGGACUAAACCCUUGCCCAUCACAUAAAUAUAUGACAUUCCAGCAUUAAACAAGAUCCCGAACAGCUUCUACAAUCACGAGAGGAUUUGUGAGUUUCCGCUGAACUUAGGGAGACAGAAGCACCACCUCGCACAUGCAUUUACUCCCUCUACCGUUUUUCUGUGAACAGCCCGGUAAAGUGACGGGAAUAAAGCACGUACUCUUACAAAGGGCUGUGUAACUAACCCUUACGUAAAUAAAAGUCCAGUCGCUGUUGCUUGAGGUGCUUGUGUUCUUCGUUUUGCCAGCGUUUUCACAUGUUCUUCAGUGCAGGAUAUUACAUGAGGUUUUGCGUACAAGAACCAGAAACUAAGCAUCUCAUAAAAACCUGACAGGAAGCAAGCGAUUCCACCGUCGGCCUUUGCAAAUCAAUUUCACACGGUGUUAGUUGGAGAGGAUUUGUGGUUUGGAAACCGAAACCAAACACCACAUCCGGAUCUGAUGGAGUCGGACAAUUUAGUCGAACCUGCGUACCGUCGGAUUUUGAGCAUGGAAGGAAUAAGCGCCGUUCACAGCGGGGAGAAACCGUACGUGUGUUCUGUGUGUGGACGAGGCUUCAGCCAGUCGUCUGGCUUAACGAGACAUAAAUGCAGCCACACUGGGGAGAAACCAUGGAAAUGUGGGGACUGCGGGAAGGGGUACCGAUCCCCAUCAAAGCUAGAAACUCAUCGACGCAGUCACACUGGGGAGAGACCAUUCACCUGCUCCACCUGUGGGAAGGGGCUAACUCAGUUAUCCAGCCUGCUGGCACACCAACGGGUUCACACCGACGAGAGACCGUUCACCUGCUCAGACUGUGGGAAGGGCUAUAAGAGUUCCGGGGACCUGAUUUGCCAUCAACGUCUUCACACUGAGGAGAGACCCUUCAGGUGCUCUCACUGUGGGACUGGCUUCAGGCGAUCAGCUCAUCUCACUGUACACCAGCGGGUUCACACCGGCGAGAAACCGUUCGUCUGCUCUGUGUGUGGCAAGGGAUUUACUCAGACUUCCACCCUCCUGACACAUCAGCUGGUUCACACUGGGGAGAGACCGUUCACCUGCUCCACCUGUUGGAGAGGAUUCACAACCUCAUCCCACCUGCUGAGACACCAGCGAGUCCACAAAGAGCAGCAGUGAUUGGAUUGUGCUGUGAAUCGCAUCCAGGACGGACCCAUGUUUAUCACGGUCUGUGUCAGGUGAUGUUACUGAACUUCAGCCCUGUUAAAGGGGUUAAUAUACUAGAUAAAGGCUAAAUAUAUCAACCUUG